Molecule: messenger RNA, 2837 nt
Organism: Panonychus citri (citrus red mite)
Lineage: Eukaryota; Metazoa; Arthropoda; Arachnida; Trombidiformes; Tetranychidae
Gene: Invadolysin
Product: leishmanolysin-like peptidase
Exons: 11
Coding region: 505-2502 (665 amino acids)
Biological process (GO): proteolysis; cell adhesion
Cellular component (GO): cytoplasm; membrane
Molecular function (GO): metalloendopeptidase activity
Source: RefSeq, a predicted model, not a curated record
UUCUAAAAAAAGGUUGAGACUAAAAUCUGACAAUUAACUGAACAGUUUCAAUGAACAAGAUUAACUGAUUGUCUUUUGCUGAAUGAAUAUUUAUUUCCAUCAAUCAGUUGAUUAGUUAAUUUGUGUUAAUCAACAUCAAGUUCAUCUUUUUACCUAAAAGAUAAAAGAAACAAUCAACAAAAUUUGUCUUCUCAUCUGUUAAACAUUUUCACUUUUUUGUUGUCUUCAUUUUUGUUUCCCUAUGUGAUUGUGAUUGUGUUUACAUCUGGAAAUUGAUUGAUUCAUGAUUUAUUAUCUUCAUCAUCCAUGUUACAAUUAUUAAAUAUCAUCUCAAAUUAAUUGUCUAUUGGUUGGUUGGUUGGCUGUGGUGUUUAAUCACUUGUUUCCUUUCUCUAUUCUCUAGUGAUUUAUAUAUAUUUUUUUUUAUUCUCUUAUGUUUCUCUUCAAUCAUUUUCUCUGGUGUUUUUCAAUUGUGAACAAACAAAUUGCAUUUUAUAUUUUAAAAUGAAUCAUGACUCUAAUAUUUUAAUAGUGUUAAUUAUUUUUCUGACCAUUGGGCAAUCUCAAUUUUCCAUUGUCACUGGACAUAUAUGCAACCAUAUACCACCAAAAAUAGAAGAGGUUGGGUUUGUUCAUCUUCAUUCUGAACAUUCACAUCGAAAACAGCGAGCAAUUAAUGGUAACAGUAAUUUACGAAUUAAGGUUCACUAUGAUUCAUCUGUAUUUGAUUUACCAAAAGAUAAAUUUAAUAUAAUCAAUAAUACUAUUUUACCACAAGCCUUGGAUUAUUGGCAAAAAGCUUUACAAGUCACUCCAUUAGGAAGUCCAAUUAUAAUCAGCAGGAAGUGUCCCAAUCAUGAAGUCCUAUUUCCUCCAAAGAAUCCAAAACAUCAACAUUGUAUAGAAAAAUGUGAACCAAAGACGACCUGUGGUGAAGUUGUAGUUCCAGAGGAGCAUUUAGAUAUUUGUAGGAUCUGUAACAAAGCUUUUGAGAACUGUCAUGAUACUGGUAAACGCUCAAAAGAUGCUGGCGUCAAAGAUGCAGAUUUUGUCUUCUACAUAUCAGCCAUGCAAACAGAUCGAUGUCAAAAAGGAGCAACCGUUGCUUAUGCUGCUCAUUGCCAACAAGAAUCUCAAACUGAAAGACCAAUAGCUGGACAUGCCAAUCUUUGUCCUCGGUCCAUUUCAACUAAACCUCAAGAUUUGGAUACUCUUCUGUCAACCGUUAAACAUGAGAUUCUUCAUGCUCUUGGUUUCUCCAUUUCUCUUUAUGCAUAUUUCCGUGACAAAGAUGGUAUCCCAUUGACACCAAAGGGUAAAAAUGGACGACAUGGGGUAAACAAAGAGCUCAGUGUACCCGAGUGGAGUGAAAAAGUGGUUCGUAAAGUUAAACGAAACCGAUGGUUGGUCAGUGCAGGUUAUUUGCAUAAAGAAACUCAUAUGGUUGUCACACCGAGAGUUGUGGAGGAAGUUAGAAAACACUUCAAUUGUUCUGAAUUGGAAGGUGCUGAGCUUGAAGAUCAAGGCGAAGAUGGAACCAUUUUGACUCAUUGGGAGAAACGGGUUUUUGAGAAUGAAGCCAUGACUGGAACUCAUACUCAAAGUCCAGUUUACUCUCGUAUUACUUUAGCUUUCAUGGAAGACACCGGAUGGUAUAAACCUAAUUACUCGCUGGCUCAACCAUUAGAAUGGGGUAAAAAUCUUGGUUGUGAUUUUGCAAUGAAAAGUUGCAAGGAAUGGAUUGAUAAGAAACGUCGUGAAGGCAAAAGUAUUCAUCCAUUUUGUGAGAAGGUCAAAGAGGAACCAUUGGAAACUGAGUGUACCGAUGCUCGAGAUGCUGUGGCUUUGUGCAAUUUAAUAAGAUACGAUGAUUAUUUACCUGUGUUGUAUCAAAAUUUUGAUUCCAUUAAAGGAGUUGGAUCAAAUAAAACUUUACUCGCCAAGUAUGGUGGCUCGGUUAGUUUAGCUGAUUACUGUCCAUAUAUUCAAGAGUUUACAUGGAAAUCAAAGGAUGUUGUCGUCCGAGGUUCUCAGUGUCAAUUUAUCGAGAACAGUCCACCAGUCGAUAAAAAUUUCGCUCUUGAAUUUUAUGGACCAAAUUCGAGGUGUUUUAAUCAUAAAGAGAAAUGGGAAGAACGUGCCUGCUCACAAAGUCGCCAAUGGCAACAUUGGGGUUCCGGUUGUUAUCAGUACGAAUGUUUCAAUGGUAAAAUACACUUGGAAAUAGCAAAUUUAACUUAUGUUUGUGACUAUAAAGACCAAGAAAUUAAAAUUCAAAGACUGGUCAAUGGUUGGCUUCAUAUGGGAAUUAUAAUUUGUCCACCAUGCGAUGAAUUAUGUCCUAAUACAAUUUGUAGAGAUUUCAUCAAAACCAAAUUAAUAUCAGAUAAUGACAAUAAAAUUGAUUACUUGCAAUGUGGAUCUCAAUUAAAUCAAGCAAAUCAAACUGUGAUUCUAGUACAUCUGAUUAUAUUAUACUAUUUGUAUUCAUAUUGGAGUUAAUAUUAACCUAUUGAUUUAUCAACUUUUUUUUUCCUAUUCCAACAAUUAUCCUUAAUCCAAUUGAAAUUUUUCUUCUUUUUUUUCGUUUCAUUUGAUUGCUUGGAAAUAUUUUACUAUCAACACAAUAAUCUGACACAUGACCUUCAAGUGGAUAAGUUUAGUGUUUAAAGCUUAUUGUUCUGAUAUACAAUUAUCAUCAUUUACUUCAAUUACAAUUUAGAAAACAAGUUUACACUCUGAUCUUUGGACACUCUUUUUAUCCGCUACCAAAAUUAAUUGUAUUAUACAAAGAAAACAAUUGUAUUGUGUACAACUAAAUCAUUUUGUAAUUCCAA